Messenger RNA from Paramacrobiotus metropolitanus, 999 nucleotides. Its product is annotated as 5-hydroxytryptamine receptor 1B-like. Gene Ontology annotation, cellular component: membrane. NCBI's taxonomy places the organism in Eukaryota, Metazoa, Tardigrada, Eutardigrada, Parachela, Macrobiotidae. The record is from RefSeq and is a predicted model, not a curated record. The transcript is spliced from 2 exons. Gene Ontology annotation, molecular function: corazonin receptor activity. Bases 1 to 999 code for a protein of 332 amino acids. Gene Ontology annotation, biological process: neuropeptide signaling pathway.
AUGUAUUAUUCCAACGUCACAGUGCUCUUGAACACCACAGGCAACCACUCCAUCUCCGAUUCGUCCUUCGGUACGCUGCGUCGUGCCGCCACGGGAUGGACACCGCUGCUUAUAGUGAAACUGAUUAUAUCCAUCUUGUCGCUGUUUUUUAACACCGCCGUCCUUCUCGUCCACUGCUUCAUCCCGGCGUACAUCGACCCCUUCAGCGUGUACCUGCUGGCGCUGUUCCUUUCCAACCUCUUCUACAUUCUCCUUUCGCGCCCCAUCGCAGUCCUGGACGAACUGUACGGAAUUUACCCGGCGGCCGGUUAUCCCGUCUGCUUUCUGUUCAUGUACAACAAAGUCAGCAGCGUCAUUCCGGUCUUGCUGCACGUCCUUAUCUCCCUCAACCGGGUAUGGGCCGUGACCUUUCCCAUCUCCUACCGCGAGCGCCACACUAAACGCCUGGCCGUGUUCAUCUGUAUUGGCGUCGUUGUCUACGUCCAUCUGUUAAAUUUGCCGCCAUUUUUGGUCGAUCAGCUGCUGCAUUAUCCGGCCAUCUACGCCAAGUACCAGGAUUGCGGGCAUAUUUCUCCCAACUUCCUGGAUUUUAAUAAAGCCGAUGACAUUAUCAAUCGUCUGCUCCCGAUGCUGAUUGUCAUGGUAGCGUAUGCGUUCAUUAUUGUUAAACUGUGGCUAAAGAGACAUUCACGUCGCCGCAGCAUACCGAUUAGCUUAAAGAAGUUGCCGGCUAGGAAGAAAAGUUCCAAGCAGAAUCCACAACCCACCGCUGCACAGCCGUCGCCCCCGAAGAAAACCGUUAAACCCUUCGUCGUCUUAACGCUGACGACGAUCAGUGUGGUGGUCUGCUGGGCGCCGAUACAGGUGUUCUUCUUCAUGGGUUUGUUCCUCCACAUUGGUUUGCCCACCAUCGUCUUAACCAUCGUGACCACGCUGUAUUCGCUGCAGAUGAUCUUUGAUCCACUGGUGUGGAUCGGCAGCUUGCGCAGCGACAAUUAG